This is a messenger RNA of Solanum dulcamara, 3007 nucleotides long. RefSeq names its product peptidyl-prolyl cis-trans isomerase CYP95. Gene Ontology annotation, biological process: protein peptidyl-prolyl isomerization. The coding region runs from base 185 to 2614 and encodes 809 amino acids. The transcript has 14 exons. Gene Ontology annotation, molecular function: peptidyl-prolyl cis-trans isomerase activity. Lineage: Eukaryota; Viridiplantae; Streptophyta; Magnoliopsida; Solanales; Solanaceae. The record is from RefSeq and is a predicted model, not a curated record.
CUCUAUAGAGAUUUAUAAGUCUUCAGAGUACUGAAUUCGGAGAAGAUAGAAAACCCUAAAAAGCUUCAUAGAUAUAUCGCCGCUCUCGUCCUUACAUUUCACUCAAAGCACUUUCAUCUUCUUGAUGCCUAGUUUUCAGAUAUACCUGCUAGCCUGAGUUUGUGAAGCAACAAGUAACAUAAACAUGAGUAAGAAGAAACAACAGGUGUUCCUUGAUGUUUCUAUCGAUGGCGACCCAGUUGAAAGAAUGAUUUUUGAGCUUUUCACCGACGUUGCUCCAAAAACAGCAGAGAACUUUCGUGCAUUGUGUACAGGGGAGAAAGGAGUCAGCUCUAAGACAGGAAAACCGUUGCAUUAUAAAGGAACCUUUUUCCAUCGUAUCGUCAAGGGAUCCGUGGCUCAGGCUGGAGACUUGCUGAGACAAGAUGGGAACUAUGGGGAAAGCAUCUAUGGGGGAAAGUUUCCAGAUGAAUCGCCGAAGAUAAAACAUGAUUCCCAAGGUCUACUAUCUAUGGCAAUUGCUGAUCGUGAUGCACGUGGUUCUAUAUUUUCCAUCUCCUUUCAGGCUGACCAUCAUCUUGACAGGAAAUGCAUUGUCUUUGGGAAACUUAUUGAUGGCCUUGAAGUUCUUAAGAAGAUUGAGAAUGUGGGAAAUGAAGAGGGAAAACCUGAUGUAACUGUGAAGAUAAUCAAUUGUGGCGAGUUACCUGAUGAUAAGAGAAAGCUAAAUAAAUUGAAAAAUGGGAAGCACAAAAAAUCCUCCAAAGAGAGAAGAAAAAAGAGGAGGAGAUAUUAUACAUCAGAAUCAGAGAGCUCUACAGAUAGUGAUACUGAAUCUUCUGAGUCUGAAAGUGAUUCUGAAUCGGAUGUAUCUUCUGAUUCUGAAAUUAGCUCAUCAAGUGAUGAUAGACGGAGGAAGAGGAAGAGAUCUAAAAGAGACAGGCAUAGACGUUCUAAAAGAAAGGAGAAGCAACGUGAGAAAAGGCGCAAAAGGCGUGAUAAGAAAUCUAAGCGCAAAUCAAAAAGAGCAUCAAACAGCAGUCCUUCAGAAAGUGAGACUGGGCGUGGUAGUAGUUCAGAGGACGAUGGUGUAAGACGAGCUUCCGAAGGAAAGCAUAAAAGUAUGGAAAAGAAAACAGAAGGAAAUCAUUCUCCUUCGCUUGAGGAGGGAGAGGCAGUUUCUCUUCAUCACAAGAAAGAGGCAACUGACAUUUUUGAAGGAGAGGAGGUAGAAUUUCCCAAGGAGAAUGGAGAGCGUCAAAGCAAUAAUACCAAAGUGGAAAAUAGAUCUGAUAAAACUGUUGAUAGGCAGCCUGAUGUGGUGGAUGAUCACCCUGGCAAAUCUAGGAGCAGAAGCAUAAGUCCCAAAAGGGCAAUGAGUAGGAGUAUGAGCAUUAGUCCUCGGAGGAGUUUAAGCAGAAGUCAAAGUGUUAGCCCAAAGCGCAGUGUGAGCAGGAGCCCAAGUGUGAGAUCCAGACGUAGUGUAAGCAGAAGUCCAAGACGCACUGGAAGUCCUCAUCGCGUCUCACAGAGAAGGAGCAGCAGCAUUGUUAAGAGUGGCAGUGGUAGUCCUGCAAGAAGCAUAAGUAGAAGCCCAGUGAGAGGCAAGAGGGGAGGAAGUGUCAGCGUGAGUCCUCCCGUGAGAGCUCAUUCACGUAGAAGGAGCAGCAGAAGUCCCUCAGCAUCUCCUAAAAGGAAACUUACCCCAAGUCCACCCAGAACCUCAUCAAGGAAAUCAGUGAAAUCAAGAAGUCGAACACCAGUAAGAUCUUAUAGGAGGAGUCCAAGUGGAAGCCCUGUUAGGCCUUCUCAAAGAAGCCCAAGCAGAAGUCCUGUUAGGUCUUCGCGGAGGAGUGCAAGCAGAAGUUCGGGUAGGGUUCCUUCAAGGCUUAGGCCUUCUGGAAGGAGCCCUAGCAGAAGCCCUGUUAAGUCUUCUCGGCGGAGCGUAAGCAGAAGCUCAGGUAGGGUUCCUUCUAGGCGAAGCCCAAGCCGAAGUCCAGGUAGGGCUCCUAGCAGGAACAAUCGACGCAGCUAUUCAAGAAGUCCUGGUAGUGCAGGUCGUAGGGCAAGAUCUCCGGUGUAUGAUCGAGCGAGGAGCUCUUCAAGAAGCGCUUCAGUGGAUGGAUCUCCCAAGCGCAUUAGGAGGGGAAGGGGCUUUAGUGAGCGUUACUCUUACGUUCGUAGAUACAGGAGCCGGUCUCCUGAUCGGUCCCCUGUUAGGCCAUACCGUUAUGGUCACAGUGACAGAUAUUCGAGAUACAGGAGAUCACCUAGGCGUUACAGGAGUCCACCUAGAGGAAGAACGCCUCCAAGAUACAGAGGCAGAAGAAGCCGAAGCCGCAGUGUCUCUCGUAGCCCUGUACGUUACCGUACUCGCCGUUAUAGUCGAAGCCCCAUACAAAGUCGUUCUCCUGUGGACAGAUAUCGCAGGUCACCAUCAGCUGAACGGCGUAAAUCACCAUCACGGAGCAGAAGCCGAUCAGAGUCUAAGUCAUCUCGGGGCUCACGAUCACCAAAGCAAGCCAGCAGAGGUAAGUCAGUAUCAUCCUCGGCGAGUCCCCCUGGGAAGGCAGGUCUGGUUUCCUAUGGAGAUGGAUCUCCUGAUUCGGGAUAGGGAGUACAUGUGAGAAUACGUAUUUGAGAAUACGUUUUCACCAUUCUGCGACUAUGGCUUGGCCAUACAGAUAGUCUUUUCCUAUGUAGCGGAGUCUAGACUAUAUGUGUUGGAUCUUUAUAACUUGUGCGUUUUGUGUGUGUGAUUUAUGAUGCCUUGGAAUAAUUUGUUGUGCUCGGCUAUUAGAAUCGAUAUAGGGAGUAACGUUCAGACUAUUUGCUUAUGAACUAUUGGAUGAGCAUCAUCACGCAAUGUUAUGUUGGAUUUCUUCUAUGGAGGACUUUUGGGUUCUUCAUGUCAGUGAAGGACUAUUUUGGACCUAGUCAGUCAUUUGUUGGUUUUGGUUGGCCUUGACAACUUCUAUGGCUUGAAUUUGCAGCGGCAGAACUCGUA